This is a messenger RNA of Amoebophrya sp. A25, 458 nucleotides long. The record is from the annotation of a GenBank genome assembly. NCBI's taxonomy places the organism in Eukaryota, Dinophyceae, Syndiniales, Amoebophryaceae.
CGACUAACAAUAAAUGUAGUACUGCAACAAGAACUUCUGCUCCGAAAAAUGAGAAUGUCGUUGAGGCUUUUGAUUCUGAUAAAGAAGUCGGUCGUAUUGAUCAGGAUCAAGAAAACACCGGCAAAGGCACAGCCCACUGUGACGAUGGAGACCGCAAGGUGGCCAGGGACAUGAAUAUCUUCGGGGGCACGUCUUCAUCUAGCUCAUCCGGCGUUGCGGCCUAUAAUGAGCGACAUCAACAAGUAAACCUCGAGCAAGACAGCACAGUACGGGGUGGCCUUCAAGAGGACACCGAUGAGCCUUCGAAGAUUUCCGCACUGCAGGAUGAUUCUUUGGUGCGGAGUGACCCAGACGAUGAGCUUAUGCAAGAAUUAGGUUUAGGACAGCUUAAUACAGUUGCAGUUGGAGGUGGAGUUGACAACCAGCACAUCAGGAUCAGCGAGAAAGUGGCAGGAGGC